UUAGGCAUAUUCUGGGGCGUUGGCCUGUGUAACCGGGCGCAGCAGAGAACAUUCACACCUAGGGCACCUGUGUGCGAGGACCAAUCCACCAUGCCUGAAGUCAAAGACCUUUCGGAAGCCUUGCCAGAGACGUCCAUGGACCCCAUCACGGGAGUCGGGGUGGUGGCUUCCCGGAACCGAGCCCCAGCAGGCUAUGAUGUAGUGGCACAGACGGCAGAUGGCGUGGACGCUGACCUCUGGAAAGACGGCUUGUUCAAGUCCAAGGUUACCAGAUACCUGUGUUUCACAAGAUCGUUUUCAAAAGAAAAUAGUCAUUUGGGGAACGUGUUAGUGGACAUGAAGCUCAUUGACAUCAAGGACACGCUGCCCGUGGGCUUCAUCCCGAUGCAGGAGACGGUGGACACACAGGAGGUGGCUUUUAGAAAGAAGAGGCUAUGCAUCAAAUUCAUCCCCCGGGAUUCCACUGAAGCUGCCAUCUGUGACAUUCGGAUCAUGGGCCGGACCAAGCAGGCCCCUCCUCAGUACACGUUUAUUGGGGAACUGAACAGCAUGGGGAUCUGGUAUCGAAUGGGCAGAGUGCCUAGAAAUCACGACUCAUCUCAACCCACAACACCCUCGCAGUCCUCGGCCGCCUCCACCCCAGCCCCCAACCUCCCCAGGCACAUCUCUCUAACGCUCCCCGCCACCUUCCGAGGCAGGAACAGCAGCCGGACGGACUAUGAGUACCAGCACUCCAACUUGUAUGCCAUAUCAGCCAUGGAUGGUGUGCCUUUCAUGAUUUCAGAGAAGUUCUCCUGUGUUCCAGAAAGUAUGCAGCCCUUUGAUCUCUUGGGAAUCACCAUCAAAUCUCUAGCAGAAAUUGAGAAAGAGUACGAGUACAGCUUCCGCACGGAGCAGAGCGCCGCGGCCAGACUCCCGCCCAGCCCCACCCGGUGUCAGCAGACCCCUCAGUCCUGAGGAGCGGGGCCUCCGCGGGGAGAAGACGCCUCACCCAGUGCCCAGACUACUGACGGGGCAGCGGGGGCCGCUCCCCGCCCUGCCCGCCCUGCCCCCAGCCCUGCCUCCACCUCCCACCCCACAAGCACCCAAGACCCUGGGCAGCUGAGUGGUGACCUCCGGUCAUUGGCUCGCCUGACGAGACCCCAGCCUCCCGGGGACAUUGUUCACAACUGCGACUAAUCUGUGUGUGCUGUAGUGACCAGCCAUUCCUAGCUGUCUAUGUGAUGACCAGUCGUGCUGCCAAACACCUCCCCCAGCUGGAGUCGUCCCCGAGGGCCCGGCAGUCCCUCCGGCCGCCCAGUGACGCACACUGGCUCCUUUUCUCCUGUCACCCACCAUAGGAAUCCCACAAGCCAUCGUUCCCCCCGGAAGGCCACAGGGCUGGCCACUUCACAUAGGACCCUCCGGGCUCACUGUCACCUGAGAUGCAGGGCUGGGGGGAGCACGUCCCUCCCACCUACAGGCUCAGGUACACCAAGCGCUUCACAGCAGCCCUGAGAAACCGCGGGUGGGGAGGCCAGAGGGCCCCUUCCACUGUGGACAGCUAUGGACUCUUCGCCCAGUGCAUGACUGGACACCAGAGGCCCUGCCACUGGCACAGAGGGGGACUCACUUUCCCGGGAGAGGACAGUGUGACCGGGCACCUGCCUGCGAGCUCGGCUUGCCCUACCCCCCCAGAGGGCUUGACUGUGGGGCACUCCAGCCAGUGACAGCGCCACCUGCCGCGGCCAGUGCCCUGACCCAGUGACUACAGGACGUGCCCCACGAGGCCGCCACAGGCAGUGACAUGAGAGGUGCCCAGCACUGGAGGACACGGCCACGCUGCCAUCAGGCUGCUCUCAGCCCGGCUGUGUCUCCUUGGCAUCUGCGGACAGAAACCCCUGACCCAGACCUGGAUUGAGCCAGAGCCAGCGUCCCCCGUCCCCAGCACUGGAGGUGCCAAGCUCGGCCCCACACGUCCACCCCGAGAACAGCCGCCAGCACCCUCCCUGGGGCCCAGGACUUCAGCCCAGGGGCCUGCUUUGCCCCAGGCCCACAGGACGCGGGGUCUGACUCCUUUGGGUCCCCAGAGGGGGCUCUGGACGUGAGGGCUUGCUGCGCUUCGGAGGCGCCAUGGACAGGGCUGUGGACAGCAGCCCUCGGCCAGUACAGGCCCUGCCAGCUGAAGUUCCAGGGACGGUCCACAGGCCAAAGGAACCAGAGAGUCGACAGGCUGGCCAGGAGCCGGGGGGCCCAAAUACCUCACCACCUGCGUCGUCCCUCGGCCCCCAGAGCCUCAGCCGCCCGCGGCGGACCAGCCUCCUCCUCGGCAGCUCCUCCUCUUGGCCCCUCUUCGUUUCUGUGUGUCAGCAAGUGGCUGCCUGGCCCCUUCCCAAGACCUAAGGGCACCUGUGAGGUGACCCUCCCACACCUCUGGGCGGCACAAGGCCGGGAAAGGCCCUUGGCCCCUGCCAGACCCAGGAGGCCCCCUCGCGGGCCGGUGCUUCACAGGAGGGCUGGCGGGUGGAGCCCAGCACCCACAGAACCAGCCAGCUGUGCUCCAGGGCCUGGGCACCCCACAACCUGCCCGCUGCUGCUUUUUGAUGGUAGUUUAUCCAGCACCAAGUGGCCAGCACAGCUUGAGGCUGGACAAAGGAGCGAGGCCCCGGGGGCCGCAGGAGGUGGAGAAGGGGACUCUGCACUUCGUUUUGGUUUGUAUACUUUGUUGUUCGACCUCUUUCCACCCCCUGAUUGUGAGACUGUCCCCAGCAGGUAACCGGGGUCCUCCUCCUCCACAGUGGAGAAGGCAGCAUCUCCGCGGCGCUGACGGUCCUGGAAGGCCACAGGGCGAAAGCAGGAUCCCUGGUCAGGGAUAGAGAAGGUAGACCAAGGGUGGCGGGGGAAGGGAGAGGGCAGCCACAGCCCCCACCGCCACCCUCCCUCAGGGCCACCAGGAAAAGGGCACACUGUGGGCUCUGGCCGGUAGGAGAGGUCUCCCCAUGGCAUUAUGGACUCAGUUUGAUAGUGACCUUGACUGUGAAGCUUGUGACAUGAGCUGAUGAGUGGUGAGGUCAAGUUGAGGUUGGUAGACAUUAGGCUGCUCCCCACCCGGGCUCCUGCCCUCUGAGAGGUGGACAAGGAGGGGCAAGCGUGUGGGUCACAGCUUGUGCGUGUGUACGCCCACCCCGACGGCGUCGUGCGGACCACAGGACUGUGGCAGGGUGAGGAGCUGAGGGGCCUCUCAAGUCUUAGGUGGGGAACGCUCUGUCCACCAACCCCUGGCCUCUUCUGGAAGCGAGGGACAAGGAUGCCCUUGGCUAUAUGAAGGGCCACGGCCUCUUCCUUGGGUCCCCCCAGCAUGUCCCAUAGCUGCUGCUGUCCCUGCCCAGCACCCUGCCCCCCUGAAAAGACCAACCAGAGCACAGCAUCCCCGAGCCCUGCCCUCCGCCCUGAAAACUCAGUCGUCUUCUGAGACCUAGCAAAUGGCACAAAGUUGACAAGGAGCAGGUGUCUCUUGCUCCAGGUUCACUUGCAAAUUUAUCAUGAGGCCUUUUUUCUACCCCAAAUCCAAGAACUCAUGCCAGCCACACCCCACCCCGAGUUCAGUGAAGACAUCACAGCCUGCACUGCCCUUCCCCAUGGCCAGAGCCGUGUGGUCUCCAGCGACCAAGCUCAUUUUGUAGGAAAAAACCACGGACACUGGUCGGUGGCCCCCGAGUGCUUCAGAAGGCCAUGGGGGGACGAGGCUGACCUGUUCUGCGCAGCCCUCUGCUGGGCACAGCUGGGCAGUCCAGACGCUUUCUCCCAUAGCCUCCCCCAAAACAAGACCUAGUAGUUCACGUUCUUUGCUGCCUGUUGCCGAUGGGAAACCCGAGAUUGUCCCUGGCACAGGCUGGUAAGUGGCAGAGACAGGCUCUGGCCCCAAGGUGCACUGGGCCAAUGUCCUCUCAUAAGCACAUGCCUUGGGCUGACCCUGUUUGCAUUCCUGUGACUUCCUGGCUGCCACUGGGCCCUGCUGGUCGCACACUGAGCACGGGCCACCCCUAUGCAAGGGCUCCCCAGGCUGCCGUUGCAGUGCUCCAUCCCUUGCCAUGUCGGGGGCUCCCAGCCUGCAGCUUCUGAGACCCAGGCAGGCAGAGCCCCGCCGAGCGAGCCCCCGUGCCUCCAAGCCACGUGGAGCUGAGCCCGUCGAGUUCCGUUCAGUCUGCCUGACCCCGGACCCUGCAGGAGGGGCAGGCCACUUGCUCCUGCCCCUGCACGAGGCCCCUCUCCAGCAGCCUGGAACCUCAGGUCAGCCCAGCUUCCUCCACCUGCUCUGGGUGCAGACCCCUGGGACAGCGGCAGCCCUCAUCCAGGAGCCCGGGCUUUGUCCCCGCGAUGGAGGGUGCGUGGCUGCUGUGUGACCACUGGCCUCAGACAAGGACCUGAGGAAGGCCCCUCUUCCUGCAUAUUUAUUCAAGGCAACUCUGCACUUGGCCAGGGAAGUUUCACUGUGUGGUUGUCUGUGUUCUUAAUAUAAUUUGUUAAAUAAACGUUCGUUUUAACCUC
Messenger RNA from Ictidomys tridecemlineatus (thirteen-lined ground squirrel), 4527 nucleotides. The record is from RefSeq and is a predicted model, not a curated record. NCBI's taxonomy places the organism in Eukaryota, Metazoa, Chordata, Mammalia, Rodentia, Sciuridae.